AUGCCUUCUACACUUGCAGAUGUGCCCGCGUACAAAGCCUAUCUCGCCCAUGUGCCUGCUGGAACCCUGCCGCUACCUCUGAUCAAGGAGGGAGAGCAUGAGGAGACUGUCAUUCAUGUCGAUGAGCUGUUCUGUCGUGUGGAAGACUGUAUUCGUGGAAAAAAAGCAUUUCCUGGGACCAAUGACCUGCGUUACCAUGUGAAACACUACCAUAACGUUAAUGUUGCGAGUCCUGGAACUGGACGGCCCAAACCAGAGGCAGUGAAGGUAGCAGUUAAGUUCUUCAAGAAUAUUAUUGAAGGCCCUCCUGAGCCUGUCCCCAGCCCUUCAGAGUCCACUCAUCCCGAGCCCGCCAGGGCCACCACACCCCCUGGUCAUGCCAAGCCGCCAUUCCCUCUCACGAAGAAGGGCACUGUAUCAUGUGCUGCUAUGCAACGUUGGUGCAGGGACAAUGGCCAUGCUGUUCCAUGUGUUAGUUGUGCAGCAAAGGGAUUGAGAGCAAAGGGUAAGUAAAAAAGUUUUUUGAAAGCUUGAUAUAUGCUUAUUAAGUGCUUAGGCUGCUGC
Molecule: messenger RNA, 564 nt
Organism: Aspergillus ruber CBS 135680
Lineage: Eukaryota; Fungi; Ascomycota; Eurotiomycetes; Eurotiales; Aspergillaceae
Exons: 6
Coding region: 1-513 (170 amino acids)
Source: RefSeq, a predicted model, not a curated record